AUGGCGACAAGUAUGCCAGAUGUAGAUAACGCACUUCUGAAACAGACAGAUGCAGUCGAACCACGGGUGGACGGUUACUCAGUUGCGGACGAAAUGGAAGAUGUUGCCGACGCAGAAAAGAACAGUUACAAAAUUGUAGAAGAGAUGGCAGAUGUUGCUAACGUCUUUGCUGAAAUAAAGAAACACAAUUUACUGGCAGUAGACUGUGAAGGAAUCGACUUAGGAAGAGCUGGUGAGCUGAAAGUUUUCACAAUAUCUACCCCAGUCAACACAUUCAUCUUUGACAUCCUGAAACUUGGUAAACAAGUAUUUGAUGACGGCCUUCGUGAUAUCCUUGAAGAUAAAACGAAGGAGAAACUCAUGUUUGAUUGUCGAGGUGAUGCGGAUAUUCUCUUUCAUCGGUACAAAGUGAAUCUCUCUGGAGUGCUGGAUCUGCAACUAUUGGAAGUGAUGCAACGAAAUAAAUCAUUGUGCUCCUCGUCGUCAAGCGCAUCUGGUCAUCGCAGAAGCACACAAACUGAUGAUGUUGAAAACAUCUAUGGGCUUCAACGCUGUAUAGAGAUCUACAUGGAUGAUAAGAAAAUGGUUGGAAAGGAAAAAAGUAAAGAUAUAUUAGCACGUGACAAAAAUGUGGGGAAGAACAGACCGUUGUCAAACAUCCUGAAGAUGUACGGCUGUAUUGACACAUCCGCGUUGUUCGGUCUAUAUGACAAGCUCAAAGGCGAUAGUGAUAACUUACCGCGUCUCCGAAUAGCAUCAGACCGUUACGCAGAUUACUUCCGGUCCAUGGCUGUAAGAACGUCAGGAAUGUUUGAACACCAUGCUUUCCUACCAUUAGACAUCAUUCCAGAUGGGAGAUCAGGAAGCUUUCCACUUGCCACGACGAAAUGCGUUGGAUGUCAUCGACUUUUUCCAAGAGACGAGUUCAGCAAGACACAACUUCGUAAUGGAAACCAGAAGUGUCGCGUUUGUAAGAAAGUGAAGCUGAAUGACGACGUUCAGAAAAACAGAGAAGACAACUGGAUGCGAGAUGAGGAAAGGAGAUCUUACUCGCCCUAUUACUCGUCAGACGAAGAUGUUUGGGAUAGUGAUUACGAAUUUGACUGGAUGAGACCACAUCGCCUUGACUUGUAUGAUUAUUAUUAUUCCAGUGAUGAGGAGUGGUGGUAA
Ylistrum balloti is the source of this 1170-nucleotide messenger RNA. RefSeq lists its product as uncharacterized. Gene Ontology annotation, biological process: nucleobase-containing compound metabolic process. The coding region runs from base 1 to 1170 and encodes 389 amino acids. The record is from RefSeq and is a predicted model, not a curated record. Lineage: Eukaryota; Metazoa; Mollusca; Bivalvia; Pectinida; Pectinidae. The transcript has a single exon. Gene Ontology annotation, molecular function: nucleic acid binding; 3'-5' exonuclease activity.